Messenger RNA from Danio rerio (zebrafish), 1708 nucleotides. NCBI's taxonomy places the organism in Eukaryota, Metazoa, Chordata, Actinopteri, Cypriniformes, Danionidae. The record is from RefSeq and is a predicted model, not a curated record.
GGCAUUGCUUUGCUUCUGUUGUAGGAAUGCAAGUGAGUUACCCGAGGUCUUCCAGCAGCUCCUGGACUUCCUAAAGAUGGACACCUGGAUGUGUGUGUACAUGAUAGUGGGAAUUCAGCUGUCCGGGAGCUUCGCGUAUGACGGUGUGCCGUGGUGCGCCCCGGUGAAAGUCAAACAUGGUCACGUCGGCUGCCAGACGCCACGUGGAGAGCGUUAUAAGAAUGUUCUGGGAGCACGGUGUAAGAUCCGCUGUAAGACGGGCUACGAGCUGCAUGGCAGUAGUGAGAUCGUCUGUAUGGCCAGCAAACAGUGGUCAGGAAACUACGCCUGCAGAGAGGUCCGCUGUCCUAAACUGAACAUGCCUGCUAAUGGAGGUUUCAAGUGUACAGACGGCUCCUACUUCAACUCGCGCUGCCAGUUUUUCUGCUCACCAGGAUACACACUCACAGGAGACCACAGUGCUACCUGCCAAAGCAGCAGAACAUGGAGCGGCGGCAACAGCGUGUGCAAUGAUGUGGAUCCUCCAGUUAUCAAGUGUCCUAAUGUAAAGGAGAAGACCGCUGAACCAGGGAAACUCACCGCCAAAGUCACAUGGGACACACCUGAGGGCAAAGAUGCAGCAGAUGGCAUCCUAACAGAUGUUAUUCUGAAAGGAAAGCCUCCAGGCUCAUACUUCCCAGAAGGGAAUCAUAAAUUAUCAUACACUGUGUUUGACCGUGCCGAGAACAAGGCGACCUGCAGAUUUAAUGUCAGAGUAAGAGUGCGUCGCUGUACCCCUCUCUCUGUCCCUGACAAUGGCUGGAUGAAGUGUGACAGUGCGGGUGAUAAUUACGGGGCCACGUGUGAAUUCCGCUGUCUGGGAGGAUACGAUCUGAAGGGCAGCGCUGCCAGAGUCUGCCAGUUUAACAUGGAGUGGUCCGGCCUGGAGACUUCAUGCACUCCCAUGAAUAUUAAUGUUGGAGUGCGGUCAGCAGCUGCAUUACUGGACCAGUUCUAUGAGAAACGCCGUCUCUUGAUAAUCUCUGCCCCCUCGGCUGCCAAUCACUACUACAGGUUCCAGAUGACUAAUUUACAGCAUGCGCAGUGUGGUCUGGACCUGAGGCACGUGACAGUGAUUGAGCUGGUUGGAGUUUAUCCUGCUCAGAUCGGCCGCAUCAGACACAGACUCAUCGCCCCAGGACUCGCUCUACAACUCAGGUUGCUACUGCAGUUGUCCCAGAACUCAUUCAGCAUGGUGCUCCUGGACAAACAGGGUGUGGAUAAGCAACGCUACACUUUCCCCAUCACAGCAGCUGAGAUCUUCACCACCAUCGACACGAUUCCCCUCCGCACCGAAGAGGCCGUGCUACAGAAAGAGGCUGGACAGAGCUGCUAGGUGUAGACAUUUACACUACACGCAUCCUUCUGUACUGGCUAUAAAGCUAAGCGAACUACAAGAGAGUCUGGAAAGAGCUGCUAUAUCCUGGCACACAUUGAAAACACACACACACACACACAUUUUUACAUCCGAAUGCAUGAGUGAGUCUCUGUUGUUUGUCUUUUUUAAUGAUGCUCUAUUUUAUUUGUCUGGUGUCUCUAUUUAUGUCAGAGUGGACGGUCUACUACCAAAGCAAUAUUAAUGUAAUAAAGGCCUGUUUGAUAAUUGAUAUUUGAGGGUGUGGAGCAGGAUUUUUUUAUUAUGCGUGUUUGAUAAAUAAAAGGCUCAAAG